Cyprinus carpio (common carp) is the source of this 2411-nucleotide messenger RNA. RefSeq names its product dynein axonemal heavy chain 12-like. The transcript is spliced from 9 exons. Lineage: Eukaryota; Metazoa; Chordata; Actinopteri; Cypriniformes; Cyprinidae. Gene Ontology annotation, biological process: intracellular signal transduction. Gene Ontology annotation, cellular component: cytoplasm. The record is from RefSeq and is a predicted model, not a curated record. The coding region runs from base 586 to 2343 and encodes 585 amino acids. Gene Ontology annotation, molecular function: protein binding.
UUAAGCAUAUGUAAACAGAUUAUUCUUCCCAGAAAAUCUCUGCAGAAAUAGAUUGCAUGGGAUAUGUUGCAUGUUUAUGAAACAUUCUUAAAGUAAUUAGAAAUUUGUUUAAAGGAUGACAUUACCAAAGUUGCUAAUUAUGAUGUUAGGCUCUUUUUGCAUUCAUUCUAAAUAUGAAUUUGAAAUUUCAAUCCAACAACAACACAGUUUUUAGUGUCGGUUAUAACCUUUUGUAAUUCAAGCCAGAUCAGUAGAAACUAGAGCAGAUAUUUUCAGCUUUGGCUAUUGGAAACCAAAGCUGUAUGCAGAUACAAUAGAGUCUGUUGCAAAAAAAACAAAAACUUGUAACAUUGAUUUAAGGAGUUGAACUAGAAUGAUGAUUGUCAUAAUACACAUGAUAUACUACUGUAUGUUUUCCUACAUUAGACUUGUCUGUUUAAUGCCAAAUUCUAAAAAACUGUAACUAGAGGAUAUAAAUGUGGAUAAACAUACUGAUAACUAGUCACUUUUGUAAAGACACAGAAAAUGCCAGUAGCUGGUAAAUCUUGUGGUUCUGAUUACCAAAUUAGAGUUUAUUAGUGAAAGAUGGAGGAAGUGUAUGAUACUGCGGAGGAUGACUGGGAUGAUGAUGAAGAUGAGGCCACUCAGUACAUGAUUGAACAGAGUCUACUGGAGUGCAGUAAACAUGCUGAUUCAGCUACCAGUGAUCAAUUAGACUGCAUUGACCAUGAGGAAAUUUUCACCGCUAUACAAGCUGGUAAUGAGGAUGCUCUGAAAGUCCUGGUGCAGCGAAAGGAGGCUCUGUCUAAUGCAGACAGCAGGGGCUGGAUCCCUUUGCAUGAGGCAGCGGUACAACACAAGAGGAGAAUUCUGGAAAUCACUUAUGCAGCAUCUCCUCAGGGGUCAGGGCAAUGCCGUACUCUGAGAGGGGAGACUCCGCUGUUUCUCGCCGUUGUCCACGGUCUCCGAGAGAAUGCCACAUUCCUGCUGCAGAACGGUUGUGACCCUGACUGCAGAAAUGAGGAUGAUGAUUCUGCAUUGGUUGCAGCCAUAAAGAAUGACCAGUAUGACCUGGCUCUGCUGCUGCUACGCUACAAUGCCACAGUGGACCAAAAAGGAAGUCUUCAAAGAACCGCUCUGCAUGAAGCAUCCGUGCUUGGCUUGGAUAACUUUGUAUACCUGCUCCUACAAUCUGGCGCUGACCCAAAUAUCGUUGAUGUCUGUGAACAUACUCCUUUAGGACUUGCAGCUCAAGCUGGACAUUUUAACGUUGUAGAGAUUCUGCUUCAGAAAGGGGCCAGUGUGUGGUCCAAGCCUCAGUCUCCUGGUUCAGCCUCAGUUUUAUUCGAUGCUGCAGCUUCUGGAAACCCUGAUAUCAUUUCACUGCUGCUGGAGUAUGGAGCCGAUCCCAACGUGCCCACCCACACCGGUCAUCUCCCCAUCCACCGUGCAGCCUACCGCGGACAUCUGCUAGCGCUGGAGCAGCUGAUCCCUGUGACUAAGAAAGAGGUGAUAAAAGAGAGCGGCAUGAGCCCGUUACACUCCGCCGCUGCAGGCGGUCACUCUCAGUGUCUGGAUCUGCUCCUGAGCUCUAGGUCUGACCCAAACCUCAUGCUACACCCCAGAGUGCGCAGGAACUAUGAGGAUGAACGCAGGUCAGCGCUGUUCUUCGCUGUAUCGAAUAAUGAUGUCCAGUCAGCGAGGCGGCUUUUAAAGGCCGGGGCCAUGCCCAAUCAAGACCCUGUCAACUGCCUGCAGGUGGCCAUGCGACUGGGCAACUACGAGCUGAUCAACACUCUGCUCCGCUACGGUGCCAAUGUGAACUACUACUCCCGUGUCAACACCACCCACUUCCCUUCUGCCCUUCAGUAUGCACUUAAGGAUGAGGUGAUGCUGCGUAUGCUGCUCAAUAAUGGCUAUGAUGUGCAGCGCUGCUUUGACUGCCCGUAUGGACAGGCCUCACACAUGCCUGUGGAUUAUGAAGGCUGGAGCGCUGCUGUCAUCAAAGAUGUUGUGUUUUGUGAGGUGAUCACAGUGUACUGGCUCAAGCACAUCUCAGCCCAGGUAGUGAGAAUCAUGCUGGAUUACGUUGAUCAUGUGACUCUCUGCUCCAAACUGAAGAGUGUUCUGGUUGAGCAAAAACAGUGGCCAGAAAUAUGUAAGAUACAAGAAAACGCUCGAAGCCUGAAGCAUCUCUGCAGACUGAAGAUCCGUGACUGUUUGGGUCGCUUGCGUCUGAGGGCUCCAGUUUUUAUCAGUUUCCUGCCUCUGCCUGCAAGUCUCAAAGACUACAUUCGCUUCAAAGAGUAUGAUAUUUACAGCAGAGGAAGUGUGCCAGAAUAGUAAAAUGAGAACAUGAGUACAUGAGAAGCUGAUAUAAAACUUUUUAUGUGAAUAUACCCUUUUAAAAA